Messenger RNA from Xiphophorus couchianus (Monterrey platyfish), 2764 nucleotides. RefSeq names its product homeobox protein XHOX-3. Gene Ontology annotation, biological process: regulation of transcription by RNA polymerase II. Gene Ontology annotation, molecular function: DNA-binding transcription factor activity, RNA polymerase II-specific; RNA polymerase II cis-regulatory region sequence-specific DNA binding. Gene Ontology annotation, cellular component: nucleus. Lineage: Eukaryota; Metazoa; Chordata; Actinopteri; Cyprinodontiformes; Poeciliidae. The record is from RefSeq and is a predicted model, not a curated record.
GCCACCACCUUCUCUUCCUUCUGUUUACCCACAUUUCUAAUCAAUCCGUGGCGUCAUCAGGGGGGACCAUCCUGAAGACUGGCCUGUGAGGAAUGACAGCUCUGUAGAAGGGGAGAGAGAAAGAGAGAGAGAGGGUAAAUGGUGAUCCCUCCCAGAGCUCCAUCUCCACACUCUGCCGCGCUCUUCUCUGAGGGUCACACCGGAUUGCGUCCCCUCUUUCCCAGCAGCCUUUCCAAGCGCUUUCAACCCCACCCCUCCCACCGCCGCCGACUCCGAGCUGAGAACCUCCGGCUCACAUUCCUGGCAGCUCACGCUCUCCCGCGAAGUCGACGCUUUUCAGAACAGCGACGGGUGAUGGAAGGCAGAGAGGAGGUGGUGAUGGUGAGAUCGGCGGAGGGAGUCACUGGGAUCCCAGCUCGGGAACCGCAGGGGAAACCGGGCCACAGGAGCUGCCUGAGCCCCGGCGCUGCGCCGUACUCGCGGGAGAGGACCACGGAGCUUGCGCCGGAGGAGAGCGCACGGAGGAGCAUGUGCGCCGACACCAGGUCGGUCACCGUAUCUUCCUCCGGGGUACGGCAUCACAAAGAUGGCAGCAGCUCGGACAAUGAGUCGGACUUCUAUGAGGAAAUUGAUGUGAGCUGCACCCCUGACAGCAUGGACUACCCAACGUCUAAAGGUCGCAACGGAGAAUCUCCGGGUCAUUCUCCGGGUGAGAGCGGCGCCGACCCGGGUAAGACAAUCCCUGGUCAGGGUUCUCUGUCCUACGGAGCGGACCAAAUCCGCCGGUACCGAACAGCGUUCACCCGGGAGCAAAUCGCCCGACUGGAGAAGGAGUUCUAUCGGGAAAACUACGUGUCCAGGCCGAGAAGAUGCGAGCUCGCGGCUGCUCUAAAUCUACCUGAAACCACAAUCAAAGUGUGGUUCCAGAACCGCAGAAUGAAAGACAAGCGCCAGCGGUUGGCCAUGACGUGGCCUCACCCCGCCGACCCGGCCUUCUACACCUACAUGAUGAGCCACGCCGCGGCCACUGGGAACCUGCCCUACCCCUUCCCGUCCCACCUGCCGCUGCCCUACUAUUCUCCCCUGAGUGUUGGUGUCGGCGGCGCCCCGGCCCCUGGUGCCACACCUUUUUCGACCCCGCUGCGCUCUCUGGACAGCUUCCGGGUGUUGUCUCACCCUUACCAGAGGCCAGAGCUUCUGUGCGCCUUUAGGCACCCUUCCGUUUACCCGUCAGGCCCGGCCCAUGGCCUCGGCCCGGGUGGGAGUCCCUGUUCCUGCCUGGCCUGUCACACUAGUCACUCCAACGGGAUCGCUAGCAGGCCAUCCGGUUCGGACUUUACCUGCUCCCCAACCAGCAGGACAGACUCUUUUGUCACUUUUACGCCUUCAGUGCUCAGCAAAUCUUCAUCUGUUACACUAGACCAGAGGGAAGAGGUGCCUCUGACCAGAUGAAACCAAAACCAAAACCAACUCUCCCCGCUUGUGUAAGCGUAAACCUCUGCAUUAUUGGACCGGGACUAAAACAGCAUGAAUAAAUCGGAGAGGAAAACAACACUUCCGACGUUCGAGAAAGCGCUCAAAGAAUCUGGCCUGACUGUAACUUAAUUCUACUUGAGAGCCAGGACAUCAAAACAGGGAUACCAGAUAUGAUUUUUAGAAGACUUAUUUGAGGGCGGGCAAAUCCAAUUGGAUGGAUGUCAUUAAGGUUUUCUCUCAUUGUUAUUGCUUGUCGCCUCUUUAGGCAUCUAAAUCGAUCUACGCGUGUAAUUAGUUACGCGAGAAUGAUGCUUCCCAUUUCUCUUUUUUUUAACAAGGGGAUAUAUAUUUUAUUUUUUUCCCCCAUAAGGCAGACUAUGACCGCCUCAUUAAAAGCCACUCUCCACAUCGGGGUCCUAGAAGAGGCGGAGGCAGCGGCGCGGGCCGAAAUGUGCACAUGCAAGUAAAAUUAGUAAGUGAUGUAUAUGUACGAGCCGGCACAUUUUGAGCGCUGAAUUAAUGGUAAUACCAGCAGGAAGGGAUCGUUGCUGACAAAAGGUAUAACAAGGCGCCGAGGGAACGGAUUAGACUGCACAUCCCGCGCGACUUGAUGCGGGAGAUGGAUUGGGGAGGGGGGCGGAGGGGGGCCCAAAGGAGGAUGGAGAGGGGACAAUCGAAAGGAGGAGAAAAUGGAAGAACAUCUUCCUUUUUUUUUGAGCUCCUCUUUUGGUGUGUUUUUUUUUUUUAAAUACAGAUAUAUAUAUUUUUUUUUUAAUACGAUUAAACACAAUUAAGUUGUACGUUUUGUCAACACUUUCAUUAGCGCCUCAUGAAGGAAAGCGGACUGCCUGACCAAACUUUGGCAUUUUUGUUGAAAAAGUUAAAGGUGAAAGGACCUACUCUGAAGCUUCAAUGUCACUGGGAAGUGAGAGUGAAAAGACUUUGAAAGUUCUUAUUUGGAUUAAAUUCGGACGCGAUCUGUGUUCUAAAAAAACUAAAGAGUUAGAUUUAAGAUUUAUUAUUAAUAAUAAUAUUAUUAUUAUUAUUGAUAAACGCAAUGACUGACCAACCAUAGAUAGCCAUACAAAUCCAUAGAUCUCCAUCGUUUUUUUUGGGGGGGGGAGUAUGUUUUGUUCUGUUUUGCUCUAUGUUUGCAUCAUUCGUUUUUGUGUCGUUAUUACUGUUGUUGUUAUUAUUAUUAUUAUUAUUUGUGAUUGUUUGCUCAUGUUUUUUCAGACUGCGUUGUCCAUAAUGUCUUAUUUGCAAUAAAUUAAGUCAAUGAAAUUAA